AUUAUUCCUGUUCGUUAAGAAAUAGAAAAAAAAACAAGCUCUAUGAUACGUAUCCGAGUCAUGGGCAACUUCGACCCUGUCUAGUCUCGACCAUGAACUCUGGUCAUGAUCUCGCGUUAGAGCUUUCUCAUCCUGCACGCAGCAGAGCUGAGGAAAAGGGGAAGGAUACCUCGUCACGAGAUGACAAGGGCCAAUGCUGCUUGUCUGCCUCGAGAAAUUAUUCUACCUACUUUUUUACUAGUGAACUGUGGAAAAUCGAGAAAAGAACUGCUUGUCGGUCUCAUUACCGACACCAAACUCUCCGAAAACAACUUCGAUGUCAUCGGAUCCCAGUUUAUAGUACUAUAGUACUGAGCAAGUACUCAGUAUUGCAGCAGUGGAGUCAUCGCUCGCGAUCUAAACAAUUACUCUCGAGAGUUGAUGCAGGGAAUCAUUCUCCACGAUGGCUCACCGAUCGUUCACAUGGACCACCACCCAUGCUCCCUCAGCCCCAUCAAGAUCCCAAGCGGAUUCCCUAAGUCAGGAUGCAGAUCCACGGAACCACGGCCGGGACGAGUCAGCUUUAUCGAGAUCAGCAAAUGAUGGGUUCGACUCCGACCACGAAUUCAGGCACGAAGCGGAGAAGGGGAAACAUUUAUACCAUGAUGAGCAUUUUUCCUUCCUGUUCCGUCGCCAUCCACGAUGCGUGGGCACUUGCGGGUUCGCGCUCCAGACGAUCUGCCUACGAUCAUUAUUUUCAUAGAUGUGUUGAUUGCUAGCUACGAUUCAUAGCCUUUGAAUUCUGCAUCGAUGGCUUGAAUCAAAUCCGAUCAGUCGAUCAGUGAUCAGAAGGAGUUCACAG
Messenger RNA from Aspergillus saccharolyticus JOP 1030-1, 841 nucleotides. RefSeq lists its product as uncharacterized. Bases 443 to 742 code for a protein of 99 amino acids. The transcript has a single exon. The record is from RefSeq and is a predicted model, not a curated record. Lineage: Eukaryota; Fungi; Ascomycota; Eurotiomycetes; Eurotiales; Aspergillaceae.